Terrapene triunguis (Three-toed box turtle) is the source of this 624-nucleotide messenger RNA. It is a transcript of the gene RBP2, whose product is annotated as retinol binding protein 2. The transcript is spliced from 4 exons. The record is from RefSeq and is a predicted model, not a curated record. Bases 43 to 450 code for a protein of 135 amino acids. Lineage: Eukaryota; Metazoa; Chordata; Testudines; Emydidae. Gene Ontology annotation, biological process: fatty acid transport. Gene Ontology annotation, cellular component: cytosol; nucleus. Gene Ontology annotation, molecular function: fatty acid binding.
CUCAGCAUUUGAUCUACCCUUGGGUUUGAGCUCUUAGCCAGCAUGCCUGCCGAUUACAAUGGAACGUGGGAAAUGGAAUCCAAUGAAAACUUCGACAGUUACAUGGUUGCCUUAGGCAUUGAUUUUGCCACUCGUAAGAUUGCAGGACACUUGAAACAAACGAAGAAAAUUAUUCAAGAUGGAGACAAUUUUAAGACAAAAACACUGAGCACUUUCAGAAACUAUGAACUGAAUUAUACUGUGGGAGUGGAGUUUGAAGAACAUACCAAGGGGCUUGACAACCGAGUUGUGCAGACGCUAGUGAAUUGGGAUGGUGAUAAAUUAGUAUGUGUCCAGAAGGGGGAGAAGAAAAACAGAGGCUGGACACACUGGAUUGAAGGAGAUAGACUGCAUUUGGAGCUGACGUGUGAAGACCAGAUGUGCCAUCAAGUAUUUAAGAAGAAAAAGUAAGCUGACCAGAAAGUCCAACUGGUUUCACAUGUGCUAUUAUGGUUUUUUAAAAGCUAUGUAAUGACUGCUUGACACUGCCAUGUAAGUGCAUUUCUGUGCACUGUUAACUAAGACAAACACAUCCUUUAACACUAACAUGGAAACACUUCUGUAUGUUUUAAGGUCUUUUGCCUU